GCAUGCUUUUCCAUAUAGCCGAGCCGACCUCCAGUCAUACCAGAAGGAAUCAGAUUGUUACCUAAACAGUGAGGAAAAGAAAGUUACAUAUUUCCCGGCACACUGCACCAUUGCAAACCAGAAAAAUGCUUGCUCUCAGCAAUACGGCCUUGUGGAGACUGACGGUAACGCCUUCCACUUUGCUGGGAAGUGCACGGCUUCUGCAAACCUCUGCUAUCGAAUUGGCCGCCCGAAAGGGAACCCGAGAGAAGGCCCGCAAAAACAAAGUCAAGAAAGUUGUUGAGAAGGUCGGAUUCAUUCGGCACGAUAUGCGAAAUAAGGGCAAACUUAAUGUGAAACAGGCCAACAAACACAUCGAUGACGGCUGGAAGCAAACCUCCACCGAUGACUGCUGGGUCAGUAAGUACUACAAAUGGAGAGUGUAUACAGUAGAGGAGGCCGUUCAGUGCCACCGGGAAACGCAUCACCCAACGAUGAUCAAUCUGCCCAAUGCCCCACUACUGGCUCAUGUUGAGCUGAACAUGCAGGCGGAAAAGAUCACCCGUUUUGUGGACAAUUUUCAACGUAUGGUUGCUAUUCCACAUACCUUCGAACAUGGCGAGAACCGGAACAUCAUAGUUUUUGCCAAGGGCCAGGAACAGCUGAAAGAAGCCAAAGAUGCCGGCGCCACAUUGGUUGGCGGAGCUGAGCUCAUCAAAGAAAUUCAAAACGGUGACCUCCAAAUGUCCGAGUAUCCCUUUGUUCUGGCCCAUCCGAAUAUUCUCCCAGAUUUGGUCGUGAUUCGAGGUCUGCUAAAGAAAAAUAAAUUUCCCAAUCCUCGCCAAGGCACAUUGGGGGUUGAGCUGACUGACAUGGUCAAGAAAUACCUGCACGGAAUUCAGUACUCGGCCGAAAAGGACGAGAAUCAGAAGAAUUUCGGCAAAAUUGUCGCUUGCGUUGGGACGCUACAAAUGGAUCCCAAAAAGUUGGAAGAAAAUCUGGCUACUUUGCUGCAGGACGUCAACGCGGUGAGACCGAAGCGGGAGGGCAAGUUCAUCACCAGGGUGCUGCUGAAAAGCCCACCGUCGGGAGAAACGCUCAAGAUUGACCCGUACCUUUACGUGCCAGCUGAAGGUAAGGUUUCGGCUAAAAAGGGUAGGGCAGCUGAAGACGAAGCCGCACAGGAAUCGGAUGGCGAGGAAGAUCAAAAAGCUUCAGCUAGUAACUGAGAAGGUUAGUAAGUUGUUGAUGACGGGGUAAUAAAUUUUUAACUCUA
Molecule: messenger RNA, 1255 nt
Organism: Armigeres subalbatus
Lineage: Eukaryota; Metazoa; Arthropoda; Insecta; Diptera; Culicidae
Gene: mRpL1
Product: large ribosomal subunit protein uL1
Exons: 2
Coding region: 126-1208 (360 amino acids)
Source: RefSeq, a predicted model, not a curated record